Molecule: messenger RNA, 1034 nt
Organism: Neopelma chrysocephalum (saffron-crested tyrant-manakin)
Lineage: Eukaryota; Metazoa; Chordata; Aves; Passeriformes; Pipridae
Gene: TNNT2
Product: troponin T2, cardiac type
Exons: 18
Coding region: 93-1001 (302 amino acids)
Biological process (GO): sarcomere organization; cardiac muscle contraction; regulation of muscle contraction
Cellular component (GO): troponin complex
Molecular function (GO): tropomyosin binding; troponin C binding; troponin I binding
Source: RefSeq, a predicted model, not a curated record
UUAAAGCCUCCUGCCCCCCCAAGAGCAUUUCCCAGACACCCGCCGGCUUCCCCUCGGCUCCCCGGGACCUCCCGCGGCACAGAUAACCAGGCAUGUCGGACACUGAAGAGGUCACUGAAGAAUGUGAGCAGGAGCAGGAAGAGGAGUACGUAGAAGAAGAAGAGGAAGAAUGGAUAGAGGAAGAAGACGGUCAGGAAGAACAGGGAGAGGAGGUGGAGGAGGUGACCAGUGAAACCAAGGCAGAAGAGCAAGAGGAUGAAACAAAGGCAUCAGGAGAAGGUGGAGAGGGGGACAGAGAGCAGGAGCCUGGGGAAGGUGAAUCCAAGCCAAAACCCAAGGUCUUCAUGCCAAACCUGGUGCCUCCCAAAAUCCCAGAUGGCGAGAGGCUGGAUUUUGACGACAUUCACCGCAAGCGCAUGGAGAAGGACCUGAACGAACUGCAGGCCCUCAUUGAAGCCCACUUUGAGAGCAGGAAGAAGGAGGAAGAGGAGCUCCUGUCCCUCAAGGACAGGAUUGAAAAGCGGCGAGCGGAGAGGGCGGAGCAGCAGCGGAUCCGCAGCGAGAGGGAGAAGGAGCGCCAGGCCCGGAUGGCCGAAGAAAGAGCCCGCAAAGAGGAAGAGGAGGCUCGGAAGAGGGCUGAGGAGGAGGACAGGAAGAAGAAAGCUCUCUCCAACAUGCUGCAUUUUGGAGGCUACAUGCAGAAGUCAGAGAAAAAGGGUGGGAAGAAGCAAACAGAGCGGGAAAAGAAGAAGAAGAUUCUCAGUGAACGGCGGAAGCCCCUGAACAUCGACCACCUCAGUGAAGACAAGCUGAGGGAGAAGGCCAAGGAGCUGUGGCAAAACAUCCGUGACCUGGAGGCUGAGAAAUUUGACCUGCAGGAAAAAUUCAAGCGGCAGAAAUAUGAGAUCAACGUACUCCGAAACCGUGUCAGUGACCACCAGAAAGUCAAAGGGUCAAAGGGUGCCCGUGGGAAGACCAUGGUGGGCGGCAGGUGGAAAUAGCUGAAUCAGGAGGCACAAGAGGCUGAGCCACAG